AUGAUUGAUUGGGUUGAUGGUGAGGUUGAGGCUGAAGUUGGAACUCAAAUGGAGGAAGUUCAGGAUGAUGGUGAUGCUGAUCAAGUUGGUAGAGAGUUGGAGGAGGCUGAGGGUGAGGUUCAGGCUGAACUUGGAACACAAAUAGAGGAGGUUCAGGGUGAUGGUGAUGCUGCACAAGUUGGUAGAGAAAUGGAGGAGGCUGAGGGUGAGGUUCAACCUGAAGUUGGAACACAAAUGGAGGAGGUUCAGGGUGAUGUUGAUGCUGCACAAGGUGAUGUUGAUGCUGCACAAGUUGGUAGAGAAAUAGAGGAGGCUGAAGGUGAGGUUCAGCCUGAAGUUGGAACACAAAUGGAGGAGGUUCAGGGUGAUGUUGAUGUUGCACAAGUUGGUAGAGAAACGGAGGAGGGUGAGGGUGAGGUUCAGCCUGAAGUUGAAACACAAAUGGAGGAGGAGGUUGAGGGUGACGUUGAGGGUGAAGUUGCUAAACAAUCACUAGAGGAGGACGAAGUACAUCAUGCAGAUGAAGCUGAAGUACAUGAUGUACAUGAUUUUGAGCUACAGGAUGUACAAGAAGAUGAUGAUGUGGAUGAGGGUGGACAUGAUGGUGAUGAUGAGGGUGGACAAGAUGCUGGAGAUAAUGCUGACGAUGAGGAUGAGGAUGUAGGUGACAGUGAAUAUGAAGAUGAAGAUGAAAAUGCAGAUGACUCUAUUGUGAAGAAAGUGAAAGUCUAA
Vigna radiata var. radiata (mung bean) is the source of this 732-nucleotide messenger RNA. RefSeq names its product sodium/potassium/calcium exchanger 1-like. Lineage: Eukaryota; Viridiplantae; Streptophyta; Magnoliopsida; Fabales; Fabaceae. Bases 1 to 732 code for a protein of 243 amino acids. The record is from RefSeq and is a predicted model, not a curated record. The transcript is spliced from 3 exons.